Aspergillus ibericus CBS 121593 is the source of this 297-nucleotide messenger RNA. RefSeq names its product dolichol-phosphate mannosyltransferase subunit 3. Gene Ontology annotation, biological process: GPI anchor biosynthetic process. The record is from RefSeq and is a predicted model, not a curated record. The transcript is spliced from 3 exons. Gene Ontology annotation, cellular component: dolichol-phosphate-mannose synthase complex; endoplasmic reticulum membrane. Bases 1 to 297 code for a protein of 98 amino acids. Lineage: Eukaryota; Fungi; Ascomycota; Eurotiomycetes; Eurotiales; Aspergillaceae.
AUGACGCGUGCUCAGCAGACACUCUCAGUUCUCCUACUUGUCUCUUCGCAUGAUCUCCAAUGCCAGCUCUACCUUGUCUUGUAUCUGGGCCUUGUUCCUCUUAACGAAACUGUCCAGACAGAAAUCAUUCCUAUUCUACCAUUCUAUGCACUAAUAUGCUUCGGUUGUUACCUUCUUGGCCGGCUGGGUCUGGCGAUCUUGACUUUCAAUGACGUUCCCGAGGCGCAUGAGGAGCUACAAAAGGAGAUCGAACAGGCCAAGGCCGAAUUGCGCAAGGCAAAUGUCGACGUCGAUUAA